UCUGAGCCAUUUUGUAGUUACUCGGCAUUUUUUGACAAAAGGAUCGAAAAAUAUCACCAACCAUUAUUUUCAAUAAAUGAACAGAGAUCGUUGUGUUUAUUUGGAUUAUUUGUAAAAGAUACAAGUUCAUAGAAAAUGGCUCCUGCCGAAGAUGUUGAAAUGAAAAAUGUGGAAAGUCCUGCUGCAGCCAGCGAUGCUGAAACACCAGAAGUGAAGAAAGAUGCUGAUGUGCUUGCAGUGCAAGAUUUGAGAGAGCAUGUACGACAAAUAGAUAAAGCUGUUACUUCUAAGGAGCCAAGGUUUGCUAUGAGAGUUCUGAGAUCUCUUCCAAGUACCAGAAGGAAGUUGAAUGGCAAUGUAUUGCGGGCCAUUUUCAACCAACUUUAUCCGUCAAAUGCUGACAAAGAAGGACUGCUUGUGUUUGUGGAGAACCCUUUGCCAGGCGCCGUUGAUAUAGAACCACCUCGCUCUCGCAGUGCGCCCAAGCAACCUGUCCCAGAAGUUGAUGUAUAUCUGCACCUGUUGGUGCUACUGCGCCUGCUCGACACUAACAGGCUGGAAGAGGCUACCGAAUGCUCCCAGCAGCUGAUGAAUAAAGUACUAGCUCAGAACAGGAGAACUCUGGAUCUGAUUGCUGCUAAAUGCUACUUUUAUCAUUCGAGAGUGUUUGAACUAACUAAUAAACUAGAUCUUAUUAGAGGAUUACUUCACGCAAGACUUCGCACUUCAACCCUCCGUAAUGACUAUGAGGGCCAAGCAGUACUUAUCAACUGUCUUCUGCGUAACUAUUUGCAUUAUUCCUUGUAUGAUCAAGCUGAUAAACUUGUAAGUAAGUCAGUAUUUCCUGAAAACGCAAGUAAUAAUGAGUGGGCAAGGUUCCUGUACUACCUUGGAAGAAUCAAGGCUGCUCGGCUGGAGUACAGUGAUGCCCACAAACACUUGGUGCAAGCCUUGCGUAAGGCUCCUCAGACUGCUGCAGUUGGUUUUCGUCAAACUGUGCAGAAAUUGGCUAUUGUGGUUGAGCUACUGUUAGGUGACAUACCUGAAAGAGCUAUAUUUAGACAAGCUCCUCUAAGGAAAGCCUUGGCACCUUACUUCCAACUCACUCAAGCAGUCAGACUUGGUAACUUACAGAGAUUUGGAGAAGUUCUGGAGAACUUUGGCCCCCAAUUUCGUAGUGAUCAUACUUUCACAUUGAUUUUGCGCCUGAGACAGAAUGUGAUUAAAACAGCUAUCCGUUCUAUUGGCCUCUCAUACUCACGCAUUUCUCCCAAGGAUAUUGCUAGGAAACUGGGUCUGGACUCAGCUGAAGAUGCAGAAUUCAUUGUGGCUAAAGCUAUUCGAGAUGGAGUUAUUGAAGCUACUCUUGACCCAGAAAAGGGAUACAUGAGUAACAAGGAGAGUUCUGACAUCUAUUGUACUAGGGAACCGCAGCUGGCAUUCCAUCAACGUAUAUCAUUUUGCUUGGAUCUGCACAACCAGAGUGUAAAAGCCAUGAGGUACCCACCAAAAUCAUAUGGGAAAGAGUUGGAGAGUGCUGAAGAAAGGCGUGAGAGAGAACAACAGGAUCUGGAGCUUGCCAAGGAAAUGGCAGAAGAAGACGAUGAUGGUUUCCCUUGAAUGUGUUCUCCAUAUGUUAUUUGAUGCAUUAGAUGUUUAAUUGUGCAUUAACCUUAAUAUAAUAAAAUAUUUAAAAAAUGUGAA
Messenger RNA from Helicoverpa armigera (cotton bollworm), 1704 nucleotides. RefSeq names its product Regulatory particle non-ATPase 3 (gene Rpn3). The coding region runs from base 136 to 1620 and encodes 494 amino acids. Gene Ontology annotation, biological process: regulation of protein catabolic process; ubiquitin-dependent protein catabolic process. Gene Ontology annotation, cellular component: proteasome complex; proteasome regulatory particle, lid subcomplex. The record is from RefSeq and is a predicted model, not a curated record. Lineage: Eukaryota; Metazoa; Arthropoda; Insecta; Lepidoptera; Noctuidae. Gene Ontology annotation, molecular function: enzyme regulator activity. The transcript has a single exon.